CACGGCCAUGUUCGCGACCGAGCAGCCUCCCCGUCCGCGAGUGCAGAACAGAAAAGAUCGUCGUCGUAGCAGGACCGUGUUCCGUCGCGGAUUGUGAAAAUCUAGUGAAAAACGGUUCCAAUGACUAAUCGAGUCAGUUCGAUUUUUUCUCAAAAUGCCAAAAGUGUGUAAUUGUUGACGGAUUGAGGUGAAAUAUUUGGAUUUUUGUGCAGGUGAACUUUUUUUGGGGUGAAAAGUGCGUGUGCUUGUGGGAGUUGUGUGUGUGUUUAGUGCGAAAUUCUUCGGGCGCUCCUCCGUCGAGCAGAAAAGUUUGAAAACAGUAAAAAUUAGUGAAAUUGCGAGUACGAAGCUAGAGGAACACAAUGCAAGCUGAAAAUUGGUGAAAUUCGUAAUAGUGUGUCCACUAAAAGGCCCGAGAAAAUUGCCAGAUUGACGGAUUGUUGGCCUCUGCUAGAGAAGAAAGUCCGUCGUCAUCAUCGUGCAGCACGGACGGACACAAGACGAAGUGGGGAGGAGCUGUCAUUCGUCAUACAAAACCGAAUUUCUUUCCUGCCUGAUUCUCGAAAGUGGUCUAGUUCGGAACAUUCGAAGAAGACACCGUGGCCGUGGCUUGACCCAGAAUCCAGAACAAAGCCAGCAACAGGAGAGGAAGGGUGAAGAAAGAAUUUUCCUCGAGUGAAGAGGGGAACGAGGAGCGAAGAAAAACGGGACUGUCCUCGAAAAGUCUUUCCUUGACCCAGCCAGAUUGGCCAGAAAUGCACCAACAGUGAGACACGAACCGAAUCGAACUCAGCGUUGGCGGUGUGUUGCUUGCUACUACCACCACUACCCCAUAUCAACGACGACACUCGGAGAAUCGCGGCGGUGUAGUAGGUUCGCCCGGCCGGAAGAGCUGGACCCCUCCGAACGCGGACCAAUCGUGCGGUGCAUUUUCCGCGGAAUUGAGCGUUCCGUUGAGGAAUCAGGGCGCUGUGGUUGAACCGUGGCCAGGAACCGCCCCGGAAGGUGCCAGCUUGCGCGCAGUCGAACUGUCCGUGUCUCGUGGAUUACUCAUCACUGUUGGGUGUCAUAGCUCGAUUGCUUAGUGUGUAAAAGUGGAAGAAUUCCGUCAUCGGUUCCAGAGUGUGCUGACAUCGUGUGAGGGAGUGUGUGCGAAGCAAGAGAGAUUGUGUGUGUGCGCGUGUCAAUUUGUUUGAUUAAGAGUUUAUUUUCGCUGCAAUCUAAUUUGCCUCCAAAGCAAGUGAAACAAUAGCAGCGCGCAAACAACACCACAAAGUGAAACAAAUCUAGCGGUUCGCGAAAAAAAACGCGAAUUGGUGGGAGUGUUGGGUGUGCGAAGAAGAAAGUGGAAUACCCUGCCUGUAGUGGGUAGCGCCGGCUGUAGAAGCAGAGUGGCGGACGAAGAGCCACGAGAGUUUGGAAAAUUUUGGAGGAGAAAGUAAUUGCUUUUUGACGACGGAGAAGGCAUUCCAAAUAAACAGUGAGACAGAAGAAGAAGAAGGGAAUUGCGAGUGACGAGGUCGUGUAAAAAGUGUCACAACACGCGUGAGAUCGCCCAUGUGCGGCGUAUUAUCUGCUGCUAGGAGGAGUGAUUAAGAGAGCGCCCACCCGGACUACGCUCGUGGAUUGAAUGGAUUCGCAGAAGCAGCAGCAGCAAAGAUCAUCGGGCAGCGAGAUGGAGACGAUGGAGUCCCGUUUAGCCAAACAGCGCGCCUCGGUCAAGUGGCUCCUGUCGAAGGCGUACAACAACCGGGUGCCGGAGUUCCUCAAAGAUCCCUUCUACCGGGACCACGAGGGCCUGGACCACCUGAAGCCACAGAUCGUGGUCGGGCUCGGGAACGCGUCCAUCUACUGCCAGGUGCUGAGCAACAUCUACUCGGACCCAAACUACCAGAGCCUGAACCACUGGUCCAUCCUGCAGACGCUGUCCCGGAAGGGCGUGCCACUGAACGAGUCCCCCGACCUGCCCCUCACGGAGACCGUCCUGAUCCAGACGAAUCCUCUUAGAAUUAAUGCCCACAUGACUGUGAUAGAAGCGAUGAUGGUGUUGUACGCAAAAGAAGUGGCUUCCAGUGGAAGAAUUUCCAGUGCUUUAGAAAGAAUAUCUGGCCGCAGUACGUCCCAGCCCGCCCAGCACCACGAAGCUGCCUUACUCGGUUGGGUUUCACACGUGUGCAGCGCGCUGAAGCGACGGAUCGACUACGAGCAGGCCAACGGUGGAGGCGGCGGCAGCGGUUCCGGCGGAGGCCCUGCUGUCGAUGAAUACGGUCAACGGCUACCAAGUCCGGACAUUCCGCCGCUGCGAGAUUUUCGCGAGCUGUGCGACGGCGUCUGCCUAGCUUAUCUAAUAUCGUACUAUUGUCCCAAACUAGUUCCUUGGCCUAGCGUACACUUUAAUCACGUUCCAACCAUCGAGGACUCUAUUCACAACAUCCUCAUAGUUAGUAAUUUCUCCGAGCGAAAUUUGCCAUACUCCGUGUUUCACAUGACGCCAGAAGAUAUUACCUACAUGCGAGGAGCCAUGAAGCAAAAUCUGGUCGUCCUGCUGGCAGAUCUGUUCAAUGUGUUCGAGAUCCAUCCGGCCAAAUGCGUUUGCUACCCGGGCAUGGAACAGCAGCAGGUAACAGAUUCCGGAACAAACGAGCACGGAAUCGCCCACCGGCGUGGCUUCGCGAACCAGCCGGCCGUCGUGGCCAUUCCCGAGCUGCGCAGCGGACUCGAUUCUCCACCGGGCAGCGCCUGCAGUGGUGCCAGCAGCGGUGGCGGCAGCAGUGGCCCUCACUCCAGCCGCCCACCUUUCCAAGUGACACGCUCUCCAUCUGCCAACACCCUCCGGAAACACCACUCCACCCGGGACAUGCAUGACCAGCAGCAACAACAGAUGCAGCCACAACAGCCCUACCAUCAGCAGCCACAGUAUUCACAACAUCAGCCACAGGAUCAGUACCAGGAUUCAAAUGAAGGAUUCGUGGUGCAUCGAAGUAAAGGAGUGCCAACGUUGUCUUCAAUGCAUGAACCGCUUGUGCCGGCCCGAAUACGGCAAGCCAAGGAGAAAACCAACAACGAUUCCAAGGCGGAGGAACGCGGCGAUAGUAUUCCAGCAGGUCGGCCCAGCAACUGGGAGGAUACCCGGAAGCCGAGCUUUUCAGGUCGUCGUUCGCGGCGCAGCUCAUUCAGCGAAGACUCCCAGCUAACGAUCGAGAACUUUGGGGGCUCCCAGGACCAGCUGAACACGAUCGGACGGUUCGAGCGCGAGCGCAAAAUCUCCAACACGAGUCUGACGUCGGCCUCGGUAGAACCCGUUACGCCGGUGCGAUCAUCCCUCGCAGACGCCCGCGGCUCGAUCCAGUUCGGCUACGACACGGACUCGUCCGGCAACGAGAAACAGGACCGGGACACCGAGAAGCCCACGCCAACCCUGCGACGCCACAACAGCACGAAUCUACAUUCCACCACCAGCAACAGCGUUGAGAAAGACAUUAUCGAUGGUGAUAUGAGCUACAUCGGAGGAGGGGGUGGCGGCGGCGGCGGAGGUGGAGGCGGCGGUCCGGUCAGUGUGUCCGAUGUGGUGGAAGCUGCGCCGCGGAGGAAAACCUCCUUCGCGGCGCUGCCCCACAAUACGACCACGUGGCAGCAGCAGGCGAUAAGUGUGCAAAAAAUGGAAGAUGCCGACGAAUCCGCACCGGGCUACGAAGACGCGAGCAAAAUUUCCACCAUCAAGCUGAAGCUGGAGGAAAAGCGGCGCCUGAUCGAGCAGGAAAAGCGCCGCAUGGAGUCGGCCUGGUCCAAGCAGCUGCAAACGGUUGGAAAACAAGCUUUACAAGCCAUUAACAAGGGCAAGGGUGGUGGCGGAGGCGUCGGUGGCAGCAUGUCAGAGUCGGACACUUCCAAAGAGUCCGGCGAUGGCGGCACGGUCAUGGAAGACUCGAUUAGUGGCACGAUGGAACGGGCCGAACGACCAUGUUCUCUAAAGGAUUUGGAUGAUCAGAGUAAAUAUGAGUCAAAGUGGAAUGCACAAAUCAUCGAGCCCAAGAAAACGCCAGAUUUGGAGAACAUGAACUUGGAACAGUAUCAACAAAGUAUCUCACAUAUGAACACAAACCUGCAUGACAUCCAGGCCGACAUCCAGCGACUCACCCAGCAGCAGAACCAGAUCCAGGCACAGGCCCUGCAAGCCCAGCAGCUCAUCCACGCGCAGCAAAUCGCAAAUCUGCUCAGCCAGCAAUACGGCUCCCAGCAAAACAUCCAACAGAGCAUCCCCGGCACGUACCGGCCCAUCAACACUCAGCUGUACAGUUCUAGUCCACAUUUGCCACAGCAAGCCGCACCGCUACUGCAGCAACAGCAGCAAUCCCCAAUAAACUACGGCACGCGGCCACCAAGCCGAGAUCCCUACCUGACGCAGCAGCAGCAAAUGCACACGCUUCAGUAUGUAAACGAUCAGGGACAAUACAUCCAGCAGGCCCAGCAACAGCAGCAGCAGCAGUUCAACAAUAGCCACAUGGGCUACGAGAACGGUGCCGGGCAGUACCGGAAGGAAAACCAAUACUCAUCGAAUCCAUACCUGAACAUGGACCAGCAACAGCAACAGUUUUAUCAAGACUCGAAUCACUACCGGGAUCCAUACUUACCGCAGGAGGUAAAGGAGCCUCCCAUCUCACAACAACAACAGCAGCAGCAACACAAUCAGUUCUUUCUGCACGACAACAGUGGAGGAACACCGCCGCAGCCUGCCCAACGCAGGACGUGGGCUCAGUCGGCGGCGGCUGCCGCAACCCAGCGUGGAGGUAGUGCCGCCUCCAGUGACAUAACGCUGGACAUUAACGCAUGGAACCAGGGCAUCAAGAGUUCACCGUAUAACAAAUCUCCUAGUCAAAGCGGCUUCUCGCUGCAUCACAACGGUGACUCUGGUGGACUCGGGGACGGUAGUCAGCAGCAGCGGCACGGCGGCAGCCAACAGUCAUUCCAGAACCUGUUCGAGGUUCACCACGGUUCGUCGGCCGGCAGCCCCCAGCACAGCCGAGUACGCAACCAAAUCUCCCAAAUGAUCAACCACGGCAGCAGCAACAACUCGUCACCGAGCGCCGAGACGCGUAGCCAUCACGACAGCUUCCGGGACCACCGGCCGAUGCCACUUUCGCCCCCGAUCGACGACAUGGCCCCGCAAAGCAUAUCGUUCAUCGGCGACGAAGACACCGGCGACAUCGAGAUCAACACAUCGAAAAGCAACAGCUUCGCGCAACGCCAACAGCAGCAACAGCUGGAACAGCUGUACGGAAGCAGCAGACCGGGCAGUAAAAUGCAAAACAACACCAGCAACGGUCAGGAGCUGGACAAACACCUGAGCAAGCUGAACAUCACCAGUGGCAAUCGCACGUACCGAAUUCCGUCGCCAACGCGACCCACCCUCAACUCCAACAGUUUCCAUGAUCCCCAGCAGGACGACGUCAACGAGAAGGGCUACAUCUCGUUCGACAACGAGCAGCCAAGGCCCAAGCCGCCGCUACGGACGAAGCGCUCGCCCAAAAACAAACUGGGCGGCAGCGACGUGGACCUCAGCGAAAAGAGCAAAGAAUCCGAAAAGUUCAGCCAUAGAGAAAACAAUCAAAACAAUUUUGGCACCUUCAGCGUCAAGACGGCCAACAGCUUCGGGGCCAACUUCAACGAGGAACAGGUCGUGGGUCGCAAGAGUAUCAUCGACAGUGCAACGUCACCGUUCGAGACGGCGCCCGCUGGAAAUCGGUCCGGCAGUAGCAACAACAACAGCCUGAGCGCGGGCAUGGCGGCCACCAUGGGCCGGAACAUGGACGGCGAGUGGCGCCACCACCAGGAGGACAUGACGAACCAUGCCAACAACAACAACAACAACAUCCACCACUACAACAACAACAACGGCAGCAGUAACGGUGUCGACGGGUACGGAAGCGAGAACGAGCGGAAGGCCAAACUUGUGAUAGGGACCGACGUGUCCAACCUGGAUCCGAACUCCGUCGACGAGAUGGAACGCAAAAAGGAGAAGAUCAUGCUGCAGUCGCUCCAGCGGCGACAGCAGGCCGAGGAGGCCAAAGCGCGCAAAGAGAUCGAGGCGAUGCAGCGGCGGGAAAAGGAGCGAAAGGAGGAGGAACGAGCGCGCAAAAAGGAGGAACAGUUUGCCCGGCGGCAGCAGAUCCUCGAAGCGCACAAGGUCAAAAAAGCCAUCGAAGAAGCGGAGAGAGAAGGUAAGACCAUUGACCGGGAGCUGUUGAUGAAGCACCAGCAGCACCAGGCCAUGAUGAACCAGUCAUCGUCAGCGCAACUGCACCAAACCCCAACCCCAGCGGCCAAAAUGCGACCUCAGAAGCUGAGCCGGCCUCGGCCCAAGACCAUCCACGUGGAGACCGGUUCGGUGGACCUGAGCGAAACGUCCAGCCUCAGCAGUCGGGGCAAAAAGGGCUCCAACUCGAAUUUGACCGGAAUCGGCCUGCAGAGUUCCAACUCCAUGCGACGAGAUUACUACCGAGGAUCGCAGGAUUCACUAGCAAUAAGAGAAUCACCGGAUGAAUCAAGUAGCAGCUCAACACCGAUCGGCCGACGAGGCUCGUACAAAACUGGAAGAGAACCGGCGACGAUCGAACGCGGUCGUACCCUAUCACGUAUCUCGCUAGCGAAAGGUGCCAAUUUCCGGGGACGUAAAUCCAACUCCCUGAUGAAUCUAUGCGACUCCGACUCUGGGCUGGGACGUGCGACGCCUCCGAGACGUGCCCCGUCGCCCGGCAUGGGACCCUCGAGCCGGCACUUGCCGUCGCCGUCGGGUCCGGGAUCGCUUCCGCCGGGGCUCAUCACGAAAAGGCGCGGCUUCGAUGACGGCUCAAGCGACAUCUCGUCCACCGCCAGUUCCAUGAUGGACUACAACGGUCCCAAGCUGUACAAGCAGCCGGCCACCAAGUCGAACCGGGGCAUCAUCCUGAACGCCGUCGAGUACUGUGUCUUCCCGGGGGCGGUGAACCGCGACGCCAAGCAGAAGGUGCUGGAGAAGAUCGCCCGGUCCGAGGCGAAGCACUUCCUGGUGCUGUUCCGGGACGCGGGCUGCCAGUUUCGGGCGCUGUACGGGUACUGGCCGGAGAACGAGCAGAUCAUCAAGCUGUACGGCACCGGGCCGAGCCAGGUGGACGACGUGAUGUUCGACAAGUUCUUCAAGUACAACUCGGGCGGCAAGUGCUUCGCGCAAGUGCACACCAAACACCUCACCGUGACGAUCGACGCGUUCACGAUACACAACUCGCUGUGGCAGGGCAAGAAGGCAAACUUGCCGAAAAAGGACAUGGCGCUGGUCAUUUGAAGCGGUCGUCCCGGAGUCGUCCAAUAAUGCAGCACGAAUGUGAUGAUGGCACAGAGCAGGAGGAGGCACACGACGACACGACGCUUUGGAGGAUGGACCUAACAUCGUGUGUCAAAGAGUGAGAGCGAGUGGGAAGCUUCACCAAAAACAACUAAAAAGGCAAAGGAACAGUAUUUUCUCCUCUUAAUGUUUUAUCGUGUUACUUUAACAAACCAAACGGGAAACUAAAGUGAAUUGAGGCGAGCAAACGAGUGUCGAGCAGGGAAAUUUAGCGAGGAAUGUGCUUUUUUUCUGUACGCCAGCCAGCCAGGUAGAAUUGAGUCAGGGUCCUCGGGGAAAACGUGUCUGGGACAGUGUGUUUUCUUCAGUUGCCUAUUUUCUUUUGAAAAAGAUAUCUGUUCGGUAUUAGAUUCACUCAACAAACAAGCUCUAACCAAUUGCUGCAUGUUCUUUGAUCAAAGAAACGUAGGUGUAUAGAAUCUGUAAAUAUUUAUAAAUAUUAAUUAGUUAGCGCUCUCUUCCUAGAAGAAAGAAUGUUCCGUUGAAUCAAUUCAAGACAGCAAAAAGUCGUGCAAGUCGUGUUUAUUUCGAAGAAUAAAGUCUGCAGUCGGUGACAGGAACUUGCUUCUAAUCUCGCUAGUUUAUUUUUCUCUUUAAACAAUCGUUGAGUUCUCAAAUUCAAGUAGCAUAACACGUUGCAUUAACUUGCUGUCAACGACUGCAAACGGUAUUGCAUGCCAAAAUCACUUUUCUACAACUAAUAUUUAAUAACAAAGAAAUUGAAUGUCUAUCGGCUCAUAUUGAACAGAGAUCGCUACUUUCACUAUGUUGCUAAACUCCUCUUCCUACUCUUCACCAAAACAGUAUGUGACCUUUUCCUCAAUAGAAGCCAACCAUUACUGAAGAUCCAGAAAGAAAUGAUUAAUAUUAACACAGUACUGAAGAUUAAAUAAAAGUUUAAAACAAAUAACUAGACAAAUGAGAUGUAGUGAUAGAUUUAAGCAUUAAUUUAUUUCAAACCCCGACAUCUCCCGGAUUACAGCGUGUGAUCGUGUCCCCGUAGGACCUCACAUUCAUUGAACAACUAUUAGGUUUGCGCCCUGGACGACUGACGAGACACUUUCGCCGCGAAACGCGAGUUGUUUUUAACCGGAACCCUCACCCAUAAUAGUAAAUAACAGUCCACUAGUUGCGUAAGUAGAUGUGUCCUCUGUCCAUCCUCCCCGCGCCAGCCUCCCCCUCUCAAAUUAAACGGUAAUAAAGACUUUAACAAGGGAUGUUGAGUGAACGCGGAUCUGGUUAUCAUACUUGACAUUGUUUCUCUUUUUUUAUUAUUUACUGUAGAUUUUAGGUUUCGUUCCGUUGAGUAUUGGGCGCGAUGUGAACGGCGGCGCGUAGCGAACAAAGCAUAAACUAUUCCCAACACACGUGUCUAAUCAUUAUUUUUAAAAAAGGCGUUAUUAUUAUCUAAUUAUUUGUUUAACAACUAAUCUUGGCGAAGCGACUAAUGCGAAUGCUAGAGGGCCACAUGCAAGAGGAGAGCUGUAUAAAAGAUUAGCGACAGCAUGUUAUUAAUUAACGACAUUUAGGGCCGUAUGCCGAUCAUAAACUGAAUAAUAAGGCAAAAAA
This is a messenger RNA of Culex quinquefasciatus (southern house mosquito), 8947 nucleotides long. It is a transcript of the gene Patronin, whose product is annotated as patronin. NCBI's taxonomy places the organism in Eukaryota, Metazoa, Arthropoda, Insecta, Diptera, Culicidae. Gene Ontology annotation, molecular function: spectrin binding; calmodulin binding; microtubule minus-end binding. The record is from RefSeq and is a predicted model, not a curated record. Gene Ontology annotation, biological process: neuron projection development; cytoplasmic microtubule organization; negative regulation of microtubule depolymerization. Gene Ontology annotation, cellular component: microtubule minus-end.